CCGUAGAACGGAGGAGCGCAAGUUUUGUUUUGGCGCGAGAGGGUUUAAUGGUGGAGCUGUGCAACUUUUGCCUGAUUCAUUACUAGAGUUGUUCACUAACUUUGGACUUUGCAGAAGGACUUUGUGUGUGAUGCUCUAAGCAUGGAUGAUAAUGCGGUACAAAAUAUACAAACAGAAGACAGCACAAGGGACCAGGCUAGCAGCAUGGAUUCAGCGAAUGCUACUGACAACAACGCGUCGGUGUCGCAGGGAAAGAGACUGAAGAUUUUCAACAAAGCCAUGGAAAAAAGUUUGCAACGACUGAUAGCGGACGCCAGUUUCCACAGAUUUGCACAGUCAUUCCAUCCUUUCUACAAGGACAACCCACAAACGACAAAACAAAUCCACCAUCAGUUUAUUGCCAGUCUUCAGGAGCAUAUCCAGAAGGACAUCAAUAUCGUGAUUGAGGAGUGUGAACUGCAGUGUAAACUGGAGGAGUUGGACAGACUCUGUGAAGCGGCCAAAGAUAACACAGAAACUGCCUGGCGUCCAAGUGGCCUGCCAGAGCAGGACAUCAGUAGUUUCCUGAUGCCUUAUUACAGAAAGCAGGAGCUCGUCAUGAGAAGGAAACUGGAAAAGCUGACGAAGGAGAAUGAGGAGUUGGCGAGGACGGUGCAAGAAGGCCGAAGUGCCAUCGCAAACGCGGAACAGUUAAUCGCUACUCAAGUGCAGAAGUGGAAGGCCCCAGUGGAACAGCUGCGAUCCUGCAUUUCUACCCUUUGCCCAGAGGAACCUUUUGACGAACUCUAAAGGUGUAGUCCAUUUCCUGAAAAGAAGUGGAGUACAUUGAGGAUACUUUUUGCAUUGUAUUUUUCUGUGUGUAAUUUUUUUUGUAUUUAUGCUUCAUUGUGUUUAGAGCAAUAUUUUAUGUCAUGGCUUUGUAUGCAUUUUUCCUAUUUCUGUACUGUACACAUGUCUUCAAAACUAAUACAAGCUAUGGUUUUAACAUUC
Molecule: messenger RNA, 990 nt
Organism: Engraulis encrasicolus (European anchovy)
Lineage: Eukaryota; Metazoa; Chordata; Actinopteri; Clupeiformes; Engraulidae
Gene: pmf1
Product: polyamine-modulated factor 1
Exons: 5
Coding region: 142-789 (215 amino acids)
Biological process (GO): chromosome segregation
Cellular component (GO): MIS12/MIND type complex
Source: RefSeq, a predicted model, not a curated record